AUGAGAAGAUCGGGUUCAAGCUGUCGUUCGCUGCUUGCUUCACUGUCCAGACCUCCGUCCUGUAACAGUCCUUUACAGGCAUUGCCUCUCCUCAUCUCUCCGGCCACCGUAUUCCUGGGGGUGCUCUCCAAGAUGCACGACGAGGAAAAGACCAAUGCGCCCGUGGCGGCGACAACGGCAGCAGCAGCACCUCAUGAUGAGAUCGAGGCGCACCCGUCGCAGACUGCCGACGUGCACCACAUCGACGGGCACCUCUUCUCCGACAAGGUGCCCACCAAGCACGACGACGCGCUCGACUUUCUGCGCUCGACUGGCGACGACAACUUUACUUACACGGAUGACGAGGCCAGGAAGGUGCGCUGGAAGAUUGACCUGUACAUGAUGCCACUGGUGAGCUCUAUGCAGCUUCUGGGUACAUUCACGCUCAAUUUCUUGGACAAGGGCAUCCUGUCCAAUGCCUCGGUCUUUGGGCUCCGAGAGGAUCACCUCGAAAAGAGCCAGUACAGCUGGGUCCCGCUCAACGCAUACAUGCUCCACCGCGUCCCCGUGGGCAAGUGGCUCGCAGGCAACGUCCUCGGCUGGGGCGCAUGCAUCCUCCUCGCCAUUACGGCCACCAACUUCGCCGCGCUGGCCACGUCGCGCUUCUUCCUGGGCCUCUUCGAAGCCGUCAACAACCCGGCCUUUGUGCUUAUCACGGCGCAGUACUACACGCGCAAGGAACACUCGCUGCGCGCCUGCGCCUGGUGGUCCGGCAACGCGGUGGGUUCCUUCUUCGGGGACCUGAUCGCGUACGGCAUCGGGCACGGGCACGGCCCGCUGUCGCCCUGGAAGUACAUGUUCCUGGCGUUUGGCGGCGUCACGGUCCUGUGGGCGGGCGUGCUGGCCGUCUUCAUGCCCGACUCGCCGUGGAAGAUGAGGGUGCUGUCGGAGCGCGAGAGGAAGAUUGCCGUGCUGCGCGUCAUGUCCAACCAUACGGGCAUCAGCAGCUCGCACUGGAAGUGGGAGCAGGCGCUGUCGGUGUUUACGGACCCGCAGGCGUGGAUCUUUUUUGCCAUUGUGUUUGUCCAGUGUCUUCCCGGAGGAGGCCUCACGCUGACCCUCGUCUCGCAGUUUAACAAGCUCAUCCUCACCGGGUUGGGAUACACCAACCUCGAAGCGACGGUGUACUCCAUGCCGGAACACGCCAUCCACCUCGUCAGCAUCGUGAGCAAGCCAAGGGGCAUCGCCGGCUCCUACAUCCGCAACUUCCGCUGCGCCAUCAUGAUCCUCUCCAACAUCCCCCCGCUCGUCGGAGCCCUUCUCAUCAACUACAUCCCCGAGUCGGAGAAGCUGACGCGCCUCGCGGGCGUGUACCUGCUCUUCACCUGCACGGUGAGCUACAUCAUGACCAUGAGCCUCGUCGCGUCCAACAUCGCAGGCAUGUCGCGCAAGACGACGGUCGCGGCGGGCAUGUUCCUCGCCUACUCAGCCGGCAACCUCGUCGCCCCGCAGCUCUUCAUCUCCACCGAAGCGCCGCGCUACGAGACGGGCUUUCGCGGCAUGAUUGCGUCCUUUGUCGUGCUCAUCCUGCUGGCCUUUACGCUCAUGGGCUACCUGAUUUGGGAGAACAGGCGGCGGGAUCGCGUGUAUGGCAAGGUGGACCCGGACGAGCCGCAGGACGACUUCUUGGACAAGACGGAUAGGGAGCUGCCGUACUUUCGCUACAGCUGGUGA
Molecule: messenger RNA, 1713 nt
Organism: Purpureocillium lilacinum
Lineage: Eukaryota; Fungi; Ascomycota; Sordariomycetes; Hypocreales; Ophiocordycipitaceae
Source: RefSeq, a predicted model, not a curated record